Molecule: messenger RNA, 546 nt
Organism: Chelonus insularis
Lineage: Eukaryota; Metazoa; Arthropoda; Insecta; Hymenoptera; Braconidae
Gene: RpL36
Product: ribosomal protein L36
Exons: 4
Coding region: 142-486 (114 amino acids)
Biological process (GO): cytoplasmic translation
Cellular component (GO): ribosome; cytosolic large ribosomal subunit
Molecular function (GO): structural constituent of ribosome
Source: RefSeq, a predicted model, not a curated record
AAUUGAAAUAAUUCAAUAUUUUUAAAUUUGAAUAUGUGCGCUUUAACAGCCAUAUUAGUUCACGUGAUCUAUGGCCACGUGAUAUGCGCAGAAAUCUACGGAGUGUCUUUCUUUCAUAAACAACGGUGAAACGGCGUAAGGAUGGCACCGAGGUAUGAAUUGGCUGUAGGCCUUAAUAAAGGACAUAAAACCACAAAAAUUCGCGUUGCGAAGAACCCAUCCAAAAAAGAAAAAACAGUUGCUAUCAGACCAGCCCGUUUUAAGGGACGUCAAACAAAACAUAGUAAAUUUGUCAGAGAUUUAAUUCGCGAAGUUACUGGACAUGCUCCUUAUGAGAAACGAGCAAUGGAGUUGUUGAAAGUAUCAAAAGAUAAGCGUGCUCUCAAGUUCCUGAAACGAAGACUGGGCACACACAUCCGUGCAAAAAGGAAGCGUGAGGAAUUGGGUAACAUUCUUGUCCAAAUCAGGAAGGCUGGUCACCAUUAAGUGAUGUUUUAAUUUUUACUAUCUGUAAGAUUAAAAAUAAAUUCAUAUUUCGUCAAUCAA